UCUCUCUCUCUCUCUCUCUCUAUUUUAAAUUUUUUUAUUUAUUUUUCCCCAUCUCUGCGCAUUUACACAUAAAAGCACAUGCUGGAAGAAGAAGAGUAUGCGGAUGGAGAGAGUUUAUUUGAACAAGAGUUUUCAGAACAAGACGUACUACCAUUUUUGUUACAGGCACAAGAUAUCAUUUCUAAACUUGAGUCGAGAGUUGUAGAGUUAGAAAGCGAUUUAUCCACCAUCCACCGUAAAUAUGAGCAUGACCGCCACGAUUGGCUGGUAGGUCUCUCACAAAAGGAUCAAUAUAUUAAUCAUCUAUCGGGUAAGCUCGAAAGGAGCGAGUUCAACACCAAGGAAACCAUUGUUUUAUUAUCCGAACUAGCUACAGACGAUAUCGAUGGAGAAUCUAUCAAAUCUACCAUCACCCUUUGUCUCAACUACCUAAGACAACAAACAGAUGCACCCCUCAAAGAAGAGGAUGAUUUAGAAGAAGGCGAACUAGAACGCCGACAAGCCGCCGUCACCCAAUGGAGAAGGAGAAAGAGUAGUGCCGACAUACCAGACCAUUCUUCAAUCACCAACACCACCACCACAACACCUACUUUUAAAUCAUGUGAUCAACAUGCUGUCAACAACAACAACAACAAUAAUAAUAAUAAUCAUAAUUCCUUAGAUGGCCUCUCCUCUCUCUGCUCUUCUUCCUCUCUUUCUUCUUUAUCACAUGAUGUUGUAGAACCUACCUUUUUGAUCAAUAAUGAUGAUGACACUGAUAGUUUCUGCAUCAACUGUAAACAGCUCUUGACUCAGUUGGAUGGUCAGAUAGAACAAAAGGCUUAUUUAAAAAGAGACCUCAAUUCACUUGCAUCUGCCCUCUCUGAAGAAGAAGAAAUUAGAUCCACCAUUGAACAAGAUAAAGAAGCACUCGAAAUAGAUGUAGGAGACAUCACUUCUUCUUUAUUCUCCUCUCUCAAUCAUAUCCUCAUGGAUGAAGUCACAGACCGUGAUGGUCUUGUUCAGAUCCAUCGUGAAACAGGUGGUAAACUCACUUCUGUCCUAGACGCUUGGGACACCAGAGAUAACCGUCUGAAACAACUCAAAGAUCUCUUGAUCCAACUGGAUUCCGUAGUGCAUCAAAGUGCUAACGGAAGCUGCACACUUGCACAUCGUUAUUCUCAACCUCAACCCAUUGUCUCUCGUUUAGCUAACCGUAUCUCACAUCCAUUACGUUUCUCAUCCAUCGACCUAAGUCCAAAGCCUUCGAAUACCAAUACCGUCCGUAUCGAUGGAUUUAUCCUGACAGAAUUCACAGAUCACCUGAAAAUUGUGACUGAUACAUCCACCACGAUUCCACCCACACUCUUUAUGAAACGAGUGCUUCUGGAAGAUAUUGAACCCUGUUUGUUCUUUCCACAAUCACAAGGUUGGUGGAAAUCACCGUGGUUUAAAAAGAAGCUGAUUGAUGCCAUCUCUCGUAAUAAGUGUGAGAUUCAAGGCUGGCAUGAUUCACAUCAUAACAGUAGCGUCUUUUCCAAUUAUACCAACACCACCAAUUCCUCCUCCUCCGUGACCACUUCACCUGCCACUAGCCAUUGCUCUUCACAACAGAGCUUGCCUCCCAUGGCACCCAAGACAAAAUGCGCUUGUUGUAAUCUAUUGCGUGUAUGUGAGUACAAGAUGCGUCUACCGAUGCCAAAUACUUCAAACAAGCUUAAAAAAGUCAACACGGUGCAACCAUGGUUACCCAUCGACCGUUUCUGUCGAGACCGAUUGGUGGCUGUCUGUGGGUUCUAUAGCUUUAUGUCACAUCUCAAGCUGAUGAUGAGUACACCCACCUUAACAGUUUUUAAGCAAAUGAUGCAUCAUCGACGUAAGAUGGCGUUGGCCCGUGUUGGAUCUAUCGGUUUAUUUGUGGAGGAAGAUGAAAGCGAUUACAAUGAUAUCAUCAAUAAACGACUCAGUAGUGGUGGUGGUAGUAUAAGACAACGAAGAAGAAAUCGAGAAAGUUUAGUUUUGGAUCAUUCAGGAAGUGGAAGUGAUACAGCAAGUAUUGUCAGUGUCAGUGAGAUGCAAGGCUUAGAAGGUCAAAUCGUCAUUGUUCAUUAGUCUUUUCUCUUUUUUUUUUUUUUUUUUUUUUUUUUUCUUUGGAAAAAAAAAAAUGUAUAUUCCCUUUUCUCUCUCCUUUUACCCUCUCUCUCUCUCUCUUUAGAUAUCCCUACCACCUUUGAUUAUUAUUUCUUUUU
Mucor mucedo is the source of this 2228-nucleotide messenger RNA. RefSeq lists its product as uncharacterized. The transcript is spliced from 2 exons. The record is from RefSeq and is a predicted model, not a curated record. The coding region runs from base 79 to 2091 and encodes 670 amino acids. Gene Ontology annotation, cellular component: Golgi to plasma membrane transport vesicle; cell tip. Gene Ontology annotation, molecular function: guanyl-nucleotide exchange factor activity. Gene Ontology annotation, biological process: exocytosis. NCBI's taxonomy places the organism in Eukaryota, Fungi, Mucoromycota, Mucoromycetes, Mucorales, Mucoraceae.